Aspergillus ibericus CBS 121593 is the source of this 1923-nucleotide messenger RNA. Its product is annotated as MFS general substrate transporter. The coding region runs from base 220 to 1683 and encodes 487 amino acids. NCBI's taxonomy places the organism in Eukaryota, Fungi, Ascomycota, Eurotiomycetes, Eurotiales, Aspergillaceae. The record is from RefSeq and is a predicted model, not a curated record. Gene Ontology annotation, biological process: transmembrane transport; carboxylic acid transport. The transcript is spliced from 6 exons. Gene Ontology annotation, molecular function: carboxylic acid transmembrane transporter activity. Gene Ontology annotation, cellular component: plasma membrane.
CUCCCCUCGUGGGUGCGUUUGGGGCAAAUCCUCAAUCCUGCCGUCUGCUGCUGCACGGUGCCUCCUAUAAAGCACCGCGUGUCGCUCGUCCUGCCGUUCCUGUCCGACUGCAGUCCUGCGUCUCCUGGCACUGCGGCAUUCGGAGGUCUCGUGCCCGCGCAGCUGAUUCCCUGGCCCCUCCUUGCGUUCCAUCUACCCUCUUUGGUCUUUCACACCACCAUGGAUCCCCGAGACGAGAAAACCUCCGAGUUGGUGAUCGCUCCCCACGGGGAUCGUCACAUGGACGAGGAUCCUCUGGCGCAACCGGAAAAGACCUGGUGGGAGCGCAGUUGGCCCACCUUUGCCUGUGGUGCCGGUUUGUGGUCCGACGGCUACCUGCAAUACGUCAUCGGUACCGUCAACACUAUCCUCUCGGAUCUCUAUCCCGAUACCUACGCCAAUUCCACUUACAGUCAGAAUGUCUCCUCCAUCGCCUUCGCCGGCACCGUCGUCGGAAUGCUGUUCUUUGGGUAUCUCUCCGAUCACUGGUCGCGCGCCAACACCCUGAUGGUCUCCACCGUCAUCCUCUUCAUCUUUGGCGCCCUCUGUGCCGGAGCCUAUGGGGCUGGUGGCAGCUUGACGGGCAUGUUCGCGGCCCUUACCGCGUAUCGCUUCUUCCUGGGGCUGGGAGUCGGAGGUGAAUAUCCGGCGGGCUCGGUCGCGGCCGCCGAGAGCAGUGGUGAAUUGGAGGAGGGCACCCGUCACCGCUGGUUCAUCCUGUUCACCAACUUCCAGCUCGAUCUGGCCUCGGUCGCCUCGUCGCUCGUCCCCAUGAUUGUCGUCCUGGCCUGUGGCGAGAACCACCUCCGGGCCGCCUGGCGCAUCUGCCUCGGACUGGGGGUCAUCCCGCCUCUCAGUCUGAUCUACCUACGAAUGAAGCUCAAGGAGCCCGAAGAGUACUCCCGCGAGAAGAUGCACAAGUUUCCCGCCUGGCUGAUCAUCAAAUUCUACUGGCAGCGUUGGUGCGUGGUCGCCCUGAUCUGGUUCAUCUACGACUUCUCGACCUACUCCUUCAGCAUCUACUCCUCGGCGUGGCUGAAGGUCAUCAUCGGCGACAGUGCGCCCCUGUGGAAGACGCUGGGCUGGAACACCCUGAUCAAUGCCUUCUAUGUGCCCGGCUCCUUUCUGGGCGCCUUCAUGAGUGAUUGGUAUGGGCCCCGCAACACGUUGGUCUUUGGGGUCUUCGUGCAGGGCGCCAUCGGAUUCAUCAUGACCGGGUGCUACCCGUACCUGGAUACCUCCCACUACGUGGCCGCCUUCGUGGUGGUCUACGGCAUCUUCCUCGCCAUGGGCGAAGUCGGCCCCGGCGAUAACAUCGGCCUGUGUGCGGCCAAGACGUGUGCCACUCCCAUCCGUGGCCAGUACUAUGGCACGGCCGCAGCCAUGGGCAAAGUGGGCGCUUUCGUGGGCACCUACGUCUUUCCCGUCAUCGUCAAGGAUGCCGGUGAUAACCUCGCCCACCAAGGUCAAUUCCCCUUCUAUGUCUCCAGCUCGCUGUGCAUCUUCAGUGCCUUCCUGGCCUAUUUCGGCCUGCCCAAGAUCAACCAGGACACUAUCACGCACGAGGAUGCCCGCUUCCGCGACUACCUCGAGUCGCAGGGCUAUGACACCUCCUCCAUGGGAACUUCCCGGAACCCCCGGUGAGCGAAAGGCUGAUGAACGGCAAUGAAUCAUGUCCCGGUGUAUCCUAUUUCUGUUUCGGCAAAAGUGUAUUUACUAUCUACCAUUACGAUGUAAUCAAUCGAUCUCAGUCACGAACUACGGUACUAUUAAACAAAGCUAGAUCAGAUGUGUAACUCGUACUUCACUGUCAUGACGCGUGACCCCCAAUUUUCUGGUCGCUUGCCGGUCAAUCCGGGACUGGAAUCUCUAGCGCCACACGUG